GCUGUCUUUCAAACUGCACCCACGGUCAUGGGUCCCUGAUUGUUGUUCUUAUGUGAUGCGGAAUGUGAAUUGAGAUGAACUGCCGUUUCGACCUCAUAAGGGACAUAGAUCAAUCAGUCAUCAAGAAAAUUGUUAUGCUGUUGAUAUAAUUUGUAACAUAGUUACCUGAUUUGCUAGACUGUCUUUCAAACUGCACCCAUGGUCAUGGGUCCCCGAUUGUUGUUCUUAUGUGAUGCGGAAUGUGAACUGAGAUGAACUGCCGUUUCGACCUCAUAAGAAUGAAAGGAGUUUCAAUCUCUUCAAAUCCCAAUGAAGCAGCUCUCAAAGAGCUGCUUGAUGCCUUUGGUUCGAAGUUUUCUCUUGAGGACAUAGCUACUGCUUAUUAUGAGGCAAAAGGGAAUGUCAGCAUUACUGCCGAUAUUCUUUAUGCAAGAAAUAAUGGAAGGACUUCGAAAGAAGCAAUUGAUACUUAUGAAAAUAAGUCUGCUGGUGCAAAUACAACAUCCGUGAAAUUGUUGUCUGGAUGGGAAAGUGAAACUGCAGCGUCUCCAAAAUAUACAUCUUCCAAUCUCAGCAGUGAAGCAUUAAAGUCAAAAAGAGGUUCUGUAUCAAUGGGCAGUGUUUCCAGUCUGAUAGGGAAAAACUAUGUUAAACCAAGGCCAUCAAGAAUGGACUCCCCCGAUACUACCAAACCAGUGAAAAUUGAUUCAAAGGAAUUCCCGGCAUCUUUGAUAUGGAAUGAAGAAGCUCCAUCAUGCAGGACAACUAGGAACAACACCACAAAUGGUGAUCUUGAGAAAUUUCUGUUUGAGAUGCUAGGAGAUGGAUUUCAACUCGACAAGUCCGUAAUUCAAGAAGUACUUGAUUGUUGUGGAUUUGAUGUGGACAAGAGCAUGGACAAACUUCUUGACAUGUCAGCUUCAACUCUAGAGAAAUCUGAUGAUGUUAUUGGUAUAGCUGCUGAAAAGAUCACAGGGAAUUGUCUGGACCAAACCUUUUUAAUCCGAGAAAAACUGCAAUCCAAAGAAUUUUCUCAAAGCACCCUUUGCAGUGAAGAAGCUACACCUAUGAUAAGAAAUUCUAAAAGAUCUCCAAGAGGAAACCAAGAUAAAGCCGCACUGGAGAAAGAAAUCUUGCAAGCCUUGUUCACUGUCCCUGAAAGAUCCGGGGAAGAAACAAAAGGAAAUAAUGCAGUUAGGGAGAUAAGGAGAUCAAUGGCACUUGGUGAAUUGGUGACCGAACCUCUCAAGGACACAGACAUCAGUUUUCCAACUGUAGUAGAAAUGCUGAAAGUUCCGAAAGAUGUGGAAGAUGGGCCUGAUGACAAUGAGAUUACUUAUGAUUCCUUACGUCAAGCUGUGAAGGAGUAUUGGGUGACUAUGAAAGAAUACUAUAAAUCUGCUGCUGAAGCAUAUACUAGCGGUGAUAAGGCACGAGCAACCGAACUCAUGGAGCUAGGACACUUUUUUAACAAAAGGGCCCGAGAGGCAGAUGAAAAAUCGUCUGCAAAGAUGCUUGAAUCCAGUUGCAGUGAAGAAGAAAUUAUGUCUCUUGACUUGCGUGACUUCGAACCGAAGGAAGCUCUUAGUCUUCUCCGAACCCACUUAUUAUCUAUUUCUGGCAUCCCUACUUUUAAGUAUCUAAGGAUUAUAGUGGGAACCAUUGAAGAAGAUACUAAAAAGGGAGCUCGAAGACGACUGAUAAUGAGACAGCUGGAGAAGGAAUCCAUUAAAUGGACGGAAGAAGAGAAUGGCCGGAUAAUAUUGAUUCAAGUUGAUGUAAUCAACCCGAAGAACCUGAGUUUCGCAAAGAAGAAUCAGACAAAUCUGGGAUCCUCCUAAACAAAAAGUUCAAAUCAUUUCAAGCUUUUAGCAACACAGGGAAAAACUACAGCAGUAACCAAUGAAGAAGAUCGAACACCUGAAGAAACAUAAAGACAAAAACUUGCCAUUGGUUUUUUUUGUUUUCAUUUAAAUUCCAAAUAAAAUUGACAUUUUUGAACUUUUAGACUGUUCUUGUUCCUUUUGUCGUGAGCAUGAUGAUAGAAACUGGGUUGUCUGCUUCCUCAGAAAAUAGCAAUGUUUUCAUGUUAAUUCAAGGUGAUUCUUCAUGUGCUUACUAUUUUAA
Gossypium raimondii (Peruvian cotton) is the source of this 2127-nucleotide messenger RNA. Its product is annotated as putative nuclear RNA export factor SDE5. The transcript is spliced from 13 exons. The coding region runs from base 252 to 1841 and encodes 529 amino acids. Lineage: Eukaryota; Viridiplantae; Streptophyta; Magnoliopsida; Malvales; Malvaceae. The record is from RefSeq and is a predicted model, not a curated record.